Molecule: messenger RNA, 1626 nt
Organism: Acanthosepion pharaonis
Lineage: Eukaryota; Metazoa; Mollusca; Cephalopoda; Sepiida; Sepiidae
Source: the annotation of a GenBank genome assembly
AUGCCUUUUAGAAAGAAUAACUGGGUGCUCACGGCAUCUCUCUUUCUCGACAUUCCGGUCUCCCUCUCUCUCCACGACGUCUCUCUCUCUCACCACGAUGUGUCUCUCUCUCUCCCUCUCCACGAUGUGUCUCCCCCUCUCUCUCCACAGCCUCCUCCAUCUCUCUUUCCUGAAGCUGUGACUGACCUAGAAACAUGCAGCAUGCAAACAAACUGCAGGUCAUGCAUUACAUUUUCCCAGAACUGUUCUUGGUGUGACCAAAAUCCUUACAAUGAAUACCGAUGUGAUUUGAAAGAAAACCACCUUGCCAAUGGCUGUAAGAACAUUAAUAAUCCAAAGUAUCAACUUGAUUUUGUAAAGAAUGAAGAAACGGCAGAUGGAGGAGAAAGUGGAAAAGCUAUCCAGAUGAAACCGCAGGAAAUUCUUCUUCGUAUCCGGCCAUUGAACAGUAUUAAGAUGUUAACCGGAACCCUGCAUGUUGGAAUUGGUUCUUUUAUUGACAAGGUCCUUCUUCCUUACACUGAUACGUCUUUUCAAGGUAUCCAAAAUCCUUGCCGUUCAGCCAACCCCCCUUUCCAAUGUAUGAAGACUUAUAAUUUUAAGCAAAUUAUGAAGCUGACAAGUAGCAUUACUGAUUUCACUGACUAUCCUUCUGUUGGUCAUAUUGCACAGAUGUUACAAAAAAACAAAGUGACUGUGGUAUUUGCAGUGGCAGGGGAUACGAAGGUGACACUUUACAAGAAAUUAGCAGAAAGCCUUGAAGGAGCUUAUGUUAGUAAAUUAGACAGUAAACAAUACACAAUUGCUGAUAUUGUCAGAACAAGUUACAAGGUGAACUUUACUGCAGUCAUUACUGGUCCUGCCUGUUCUCAAGACCCUUCAGCUAACUUUAGACAAAUCACCAUUUCACCAGUCGGCCUUAAUGAAAAACUUCUCAUCAAAUUAGAGUUGAUAUGUGAAUGUCCCUGUGAAGAGCAAUCAAAAGUGGUACCAAAAAGUCCAUUGUGUAAUGGAAAUGGAACAUUGACUUGUGGCCUUUGUAUUUGUGAUCCUGGAUAUAGUGGCAAAACAUGUGAAUGUAGCACUCAAGAUGUGACAUCUAAACUCAGUGAAAAUUGCCGGCCUGACAACCAAAGUGCAGAAUGCAGUAACAACCAAAUGUGUCAAUCGAAUGCAGUCAAUUUGAAACGAACUUACAGUGGUGCUUACUGUGAAUGCGAUGAUUUUUCUUGCCCAAACUUUAACAAAAUGUUAUGUGGAGGUCCAACCCGUGGUGUUUGUAAAUGCGGAAAAUGCAUUUGCCACCCAGAAUACACAGGAACAAACUGUAACUGCCCAACGAGUUAUACAACUUGUCUGACCAAAAAUGGAUACCUCUCUGCCAAAUCGGAUUGCACCAAAGAGAUUGAUAUAAAGAUGCUCAUUGCUGGCAUUGUGGGAGGAAUCUUUUUCAUUGGAAUAUUAAUAUUGGUUAUUUGGAAACUUGUAGUCAGGUAUUAUGACAAACGGGAAAUGGCACGUUUUAAUGAAGAUAGAGAAAAAGCGAAAUGGACUCAGCAAUCAAAUCCUAUUUAUGAACCAGCAAGCACCACAUUCAAGAAUCCAACACAUGGUCUAGAGACGUAA